AUGUUGAUGAAGCGGAGCCCCAGCCAGCUAGCCUCCUCACAUCCAGUGGGCCGCUACUCUAGGAACCCAGAUCGCACAAAAUAUUACCAGAUCACCCGCAACCUGGACAAGGCUUACCCUUCAAAGCAGAAACCGCAGUUAUGUGGUCACAUAGAGGUGCGGAAUAAUGUGAGUCGUCUAGUGGACCAGCUGGGCAACUGCUCGGUGGUGGAAGGCUCGCUGAUGGUCAUGAUGACACGUGCGGAUGAUAUCUGGGCAAAUUUGAGUUUCCCCUACCUGACGGAGAUCACGGGCUUCCUGUUCUUCUACCGAGCCAUCGGACUUCAGUCACUGGGACGGCUGUUUCCAAACCUGGCUGUCAUCCGGGGGAAUCAGCUAUUUCAGAACUAUGCCCUUGUGGUGUUUGAAGUCGAGACGCUGCUAGAGUUGGGGCUGUCGCGGCUGACCGACAUCCAGCGGGGGGCGGUGCGUGUCGAGAAGAACCCCAACCUGUGCCACGCAGACACGGUGGACUGGAACCGCAUCGCUCCGCAUGCGGCCGACGUCCAUCACAUUGUGGACAACCGGGACUCCUCGGAGUGUGCGCCCUGCCCCGAGCACUGCCCCUUCAGGGAUGGCCGGGCAGGGGCCGGCAGCCGCCUCUGCUGGAACCGCGAACGCUGUCAGAAGGACGCGGUUCCAUCGUCGACGACUGAGGAGGCGAACGGCAUCGACGACCAGGCGCCGGACUCGGCGUCCACUCAGCGGCCGGGCAUCGCGUCGCCUUCAGUCCCGCCAGGCGGCUUGGGACCGGCGCUGGCCAGCGAGUCAUCGGCGUCCUCAGCUAGCCUGCCGUCAGCGGCCGGUCUGCCUCCAGAGCUGGCCGGAGUACACCCGGCUGCGGCGGCAUCGUUGUCCGACCUUCAAGGUGCCGCUGGCCUUCCCUUCUUCCGAGGUCCCAUCGCCAUGUUGCCCCGGCCGCUGCUCUGGUGGCCGCUCUCCGAAGGUGUGCAAGAGACGGCCGCCAAGCUACUCUUCUGCAGCCUGCGCUGGAUCCGCAGCGUGCCGGCCUUUGCGCAGCUAUGCUGCCGUGACCAGCUGCUCUUGCUCGAGGCCUCCUGGAGCGACGUGUUCCUGCUCAGCGCAGCGCAAUGGGGAUUCCCACUGGUCACUGCCACUGGUGUCGAGUCUGCGGCCGGCGAAGGCGGUAGUGCCGCGGGGGGCCUGCGUGGACUGCAGGCAGUGCGCGAGGCCGUGGGCAGGCUGACCGCCCUGCAGACGGACGCCGCAGAGUACUCGUGCCUCAAGGCCCUCGCCCUGUUCAGACCAGAAGUGUCCGGUCUACGCGAGGCGUCGCAAGUGGAGCGCGUCCAGGAGCAGACGCUGUCGGUGCUCCUGGAGAGCGGCGACGAGCGGCCCCGGCAGCAGCAGCACCGAGCCGCGCGACUCCUCCUGUUGCUGGGUUCUCUGCGCGCCGUGCCGGCCACGUUGCUCGAGGAGGCCUACUUCCGGCCCACCAUCGGACCGGUGCCCAUCGAGCGUAUCCUCUGCGACGUCCUGCAGACGCUCUGAGAGACCGCACUGCGGUGUCUCUCAUCUCUCCGCAAAACCCGCACUCCGAAAGCGACGG
Messenger RNA from Rhipicephalus sanguineus (brown dog tick), 1609 nucleotides. RefSeq names its product photoreceptor-specific nuclear receptor-like. The transcript is spliced from 8 exons. Gene Ontology annotation, molecular function: nuclear receptor activity; RNA polymerase II cis-regulatory region sequence-specific DNA binding. Lineage: Eukaryota; Metazoa; Arthropoda; Arachnida; Ixodida; Ixodidae. Gene Ontology annotation, biological process: cell differentiation; anatomical structure development; regulation of transcription by RNA polymerase II. The record is from RefSeq and is a predicted model, not a curated record. The coding region runs from base 1 to 1551 and encodes 516 amino acids.